Molecule: messenger RNA, 876 nt
Organism: Paracoccidioides brasiliensis Pb18
Exons: 1
Coding region: 1-876 (291 amino acids)
Source: RefSeq, a predicted model, not a curated record
AUGGUUCUCUCCUGGUUUCAGAACUACCUGGAGCGACGCAGAAUCCGCAGGAAUGGAAAUCGAAGGGUUCUUGACGAGAGAUUUGGGGAUUUGGCUAUCACAGCACCCAUGGCAGGUGGCUGGAAUCAACUUCCAAUAAGCACGACGACUUCGGGGGAUCAUGCCUUCAUGGACCAUGAACAUGACAGCAGAAGAAGUGGGUCAAAAACCUGGACGGCUUGUUGCUUUUCUGAUCACGAGGACGAAAAGGUUACUGUUUCGUCUGAUCCUCAACCUUCUUUUUCUCAACAGGAGAAAGAGGGUAGCACGGCAAAUCCCUCAGCGCGUAGCUCGGACCCACCAGCCUUUGUCUAUAAGCCUGCCAGCGAAGAAUUCCUCAAACAAAUGGCUGACAUAGGCAAACCCAAGUCACCUCUCUCGAUAUCCAGCUCGAACGACAGCGAAAAACACAAACGACAACUCUCCACCAUAAGUUCCAAUGCCAGCCUCAUGGACCCCGUUUCGUCUUCAGAUAUUCCACGCCAUCAGUCAUACCAUAGCCAACCUCUAACAUCAUCGUCUUCGUCGUCAAACACCCCAGUUGGGUCCAGAAGCCCGAGUGGAACAUUCGUUUCUUCUUCCGACGGGCGACCCUUCCAGACUAGCCCAGCUCUUUCUUCUAUGAGCACACCGAAUACAUUGAAACAAAACUCUCCACGCAGCCUUUAUUCGGAUGCCGAAAAGGCACCACUGGAGCCAGUCAAAGAAUGCCGUUCAAUCCCCGUUCCACCCAUUCAAGUUCAACCCCCGGUGACGACUAAGUCAAAGAAGAGUCUCAAGAAGACGAGAGUCGUCACUGAGGAACUUGUUCCUUCGGAUACGGAGCUCUUUGGUUAG